GGCGGAAGUAGAGCAGAAGAAGAAGCGGACCUUCCGCAAGUUCACCUACCGCGGCGUGGACCUCGACCAGCUGCUGGACAUGUCUUACGAGCAGCUGAUGCAGCUGUACAGCGCACGGCAGCGGCGGCGGCUGAACCGAGGUCUGAGGAGGAAGCAGCACUCGCUGCUCAAGCGCCUGCGCAAGGCCAAGAAGGAGGCGCCACCCAUGGAGAAGCCAGAGGUAGUGAAGACGCACCUGCGAGACAUGAUCAUCCUGCCCGAGAUGGUGGGCAGCAUGGUAGGUGUCUACAAUGGCAAGACCUUCAACCAGGUGGAGAUCAAGCCUGAGAUGAUUGGACACUACCUAGGCGAAUUCUCCAUCACGUACAAGCCUGUGAAGCAUGGCCGGCCUGGUAUCGGGGCCACGCACUCCUCCCGCUUCAUCCCCCUCAAGUAGUAGCCUGCUGGCCAAUAAAGGCAGCCUUCUCUAGUCCUG
Messenger RNA from Sus scrofa (pig), 475 nucleotides. It is a transcript of the gene RPS15, whose product is annotated as ribosomal protein S15. Gene Ontology annotation, cellular component: cytosolic small ribosomal subunit; ribosome. The record is from RefSeq and is marked provisional. Gene Ontology annotation, biological process: translation; ribosomal small subunit assembly. Lineage: Eukaryota; Metazoa; Chordata; Mammalia; Artiodactyla; Suidae. Gene Ontology annotation, molecular function: structural constituent of ribosome; RNA binding.